This is a messenger RNA of Neohortaea acidophila, 1362 nucleotides long. RefSeq names its product cytochrome P450 oxidoreductase. The transcript is spliced from 4 exons. The coding region runs from base 1 to 1362 and encodes 453 amino acids. Gene Ontology annotation, molecular function: iron ion binding; monooxygenase activity; oxidoreductase activity, acting on paired donors, with incorporation or reduction of molecular oxygen. Lineage: Eukaryota; Fungi; Ascomycota; Dothideomycetes; Mycosphaerellales; Teratosphaeriaceae. The record is from RefSeq and is a predicted model, not a curated record.
AUGCAUAUGCCUCACCAGUCCUCCGCAGCAUCCCGGGACCCCGCAUCGCUGCAUUCACCAAAUACUGCUCAUCUCGAUCUAAUUGACCUGCACCGCAAGCAUGGCCCGCUCGUUCGUACGGCACCGCACGUCGUCAGCGUUGCCGAUUCAGCAAUGAUACCGCUGAUUUACGGCGCAACGGAGAAAUUCAAAAAGCCUGCUUUCUAUCCUAUCCAAUGCAUUAGCUGGCGGAAGCAACCGGCAAUGAACCUGUUCUCCACUCGGGAUCCCGAACAGCACCGAGUCGAGAAACGCAAGGUCGGCGCCGCGUAUAGUCUAGGCAACCUGCUGGCCAUGGAAGACCAGAUCGAUUCGUGCACUCGACUGUUUUGCGAUCGGAUGGAGGAAGCGAACAAGUCGCCAAUCGAUCUUGGAGCAUGGCUGCAAUACUACGCCUUCAACGUGGUAGGAGAACCCACAUUCUCCCAGAAGCUUGGCUUUCUCGAAGGCGGCCAGGAUGUCGACGGAAUGAUGAAGGCUAUCGAGGGGAUGCUAGCAUACGCAUCAAUGUGCGGCCAAGUACCGUGGUGGCAUAACGUUCUAUUGGGCAAUCCAUUAUUGACGAAGCUCGCACCCGCCAUGGAGCAUUGGAAUCAAGUCUUGAUCUUCACCCUCAAAGCCAUCAACUCUCGCACCGAGCUCCAACGCGACGGAGAGCUGAAUGAUGCUGCAGAGCAAGGUGCCGACAUGCUCAGCCGCUGGCACAAUGUCAAAUCGACGGAUCCGUUGAAGAUGACGACUCGCGAUAUCAUCGUACAUCUCAGCACCAACAAUCACGAGGCAAUGGCCAAGAUGCGGGCGGAAAUUGACGAGGCCGAUGGCAAGGGAUUGCUUACCCAUCCCAUCCGAUACAAAGAGGUCACAGCCCAUCUGCCAUACUUUUGUGCUGUCUUGAAGGAAGCUAUGCGACUUAACCCGUCUGUUGGCCUCAUAAUGGAAAGGCACGUUCCCCCACAAGGAGCAAAUAUCUGCGGCAAAGAAAUCCCAGGCGGCACAAUCGUCGGAAUCAAUCCGUGGGUCCUGAAUUACGACGAGUCAUUGUUCGAACGGCCGGAAUCAUUUGAGCCGUCACGUUGGAUCGACGGGACGAAAGAAGAGCUGCAAGGACGAGAGCAUAUUCUUAGCCUCAACUUUGGAGCGGGCGCUCGGGGCUGCAUUGGCAAACACACCUCCCUCAUUGAGAUGCACAAGAUCCUGCCGGAGAUGUACAGGCGAUUCGACGUCAAGCUCGUGCGUCCAGACGAGCCUUGGAAAACGACGAAUCACUGGUUUGUGCAGCAAGAAGGCUUGAUUUGCACGCUCGCACCACGAGCCCAACAUUGA